Messenger RNA from Epinephelus lanceolatus (giant grouper), 1734 nucleotides. Its product is annotated as vesicle transport protein SFT2B-like. Gene Ontology annotation, biological process: vesicle-mediated transport. The record is from RefSeq and is a predicted model, not a curated record. Lineage: Eukaryota; Metazoa; Chordata; Actinopteri; Perciformes; Serranidae. Gene Ontology annotation, cellular component: membrane.
UUUGGGAAGACGGAACCUGCGGAGAACACACACCUGUAGAUACACACCUGAACGAAACAUACCUGUAGAAACCCACCUGCGAACCGCUUUGAGACAGUCAGAUAGCAGAGCCGGACCGGAUGGACAAACUGAAGAAGGUUCUGAGCGGAAACGAUGACGGAAACACCGACGGGACCGGAAUCAUAGAGAGAGCCAAUGAGGCGUCCACGCUGGCCUGGGGGACGAGGGUGAAGGGCUUCAUCGUCUGCUUCGUGCUGGGCGUCUUCUGCUCCAUCCUGGGCAGCUGUCUGCUGUGGGUCCCAGUUGUUGGUCUUGCUGUGUUCGCUGUCCUCUACAGUGUGGGAAACAUCUGCGCUCUGGCCAGCACCUUGUUUCUGAUUGGUCCGUGUCGACAGCUGAAGACCAUGUGUGCUAAAGAGAGAGCCUUUGCCACCGCCAUCAUGCUGGUGUGUCUGGUCCUGACUCUGUGUUCUGCGUUCUGGUGGAAGAACAACGGUCUGGCUCUCCUCUUCUGUGUCCUUCAGUUUCUGGCCUUCACCUGGUACGGACUGUCAUACAUCCCCUUCGCCAGAGACGGAAUCAUCAAAUUAUGUUCGAUGUGUCUCUGAAGUCCCACCCUCUGUCUGUCUGACCAGUCAGGAUGCUGCGAGGGGUGUAUCAGUCGGCAGCUGAUCGAAGGCCUUUAAACAUUUCAACCUCCAAAAUCUACAAACUCAGGUGUUGGUUUCCAUGGAGACAGGUUACCUUGUGUUAACCACUGUUAGCUGUUAGCAUGUUAGCCUGUUAAUUGUUAGCAAGUUAAUUUUUAAUUGUUAUCUUUUAACUGUUAGCUGUUAGCAUGGUAACUGUUAUCUUUUAACUGUAACUUUCAAUUGUCACCCGUUAGCGUUUUAACUAUAACUUUCAAUUGUUACCCGUUAGCAAUUUAACUGUACAUUUUAGCUGUUAGCAUGGUAACUGUUAGCUUAUGGCAUGGUAACUGUUAUCCCUUAUCUGUAACUUUCAAUUGUUACCUGUUACAGCUAACUGUACAUAUUAGCUGUUAGCAUGGUAACUGUUAACAUUUGCCUGUUCGCAGGUAGCAUGUUAGCUGUUAGCAUGUUAACUUUUAACUGUUGGCUGUUAACUAUUAAUCAUUAGCUGUUAGCAUGUUCACUGUCAACUCACGCAUUUUAAUUGUUAGCAUGUUAAAUGUUACCUUUUACUGUUAGUUGUUCGCUGUUAACUGUUAGCAUGUUAAUUGUUUAUUGUUAGCAUUGUAACUGUUGCCAUGAUAACUGUUAGCUGUUAGCUGUAAGCUUUCAGCAUGGUAGCUGUUAACUCUUACCUGUUAGCUUUUAGUAUGUUAACUGGAAGCUUUUAGCAUGUUAGCUGUUAGCCUGUUAACUGGUAGCUGUUAGCAUGCUAGCUGUGCGCCUGUUAACUGAUACAAUAAGCUGUUAGCAUGGUAACUGUUAACUCUUUCCUGUUAGCUUUUAGUAUGUUAACUGGUAGCUUUUAGCAUGUUAGCUGUUAGCCUGUUAACUGGUAGCUGUUAGCAUGCUAGCUGUGAGCCUAUUAACUGAUACAAUAAGCUGUUAGCAUGGUAACUGUUAACUUUUACCUGUUGGAUGUUAAAAUGUUAAUUGUUAGCAUGUUCACUGUUAUUAACUGUUAGCAUGGUAACUGUUAACUGUUAGCAUGUUAGCUGUUAACAUGGUCAAUGUUAGCAAUAAUCAAUCAAUCAAUCAAUUU